AUGCCCUACGAAAGCUUUACAACGCAAGAACAGGUGGAAAUCACCGAAGUCGUGCAGGACUCGGCCACCCACGCGUGGAUGUAUGUGCUGCAUGUUCAGCGUGGCAAUACAAGCACGCACUCUUCACCUCGUGGGCCCGUAGAAGAGGGUUUUAGUCAUGAAUAUAUCAUCAGCCGUCGCUUCAGUGAGUUCAAGCAGCUCCACAUGACACUGACGUCCGUCAUGGGUGAGGCGCUUACACCGCUGCCAGCAGAUGGACUUAUGACGCUCAUUCUCGCAGAUAAUCAGGCACUGCUAGACGAGCGACGUCAAGUACUGGCCCAGAUUGUCAUUGAUAUUUUGAAUCACCCGGUGGCACGUGACCUGCCGGACGUGCUGGAGUUUCUUGGCCACGAGUCCCUCAGCGCCAAGGUCAUGGGUCCAAUGUCGGGUCAGUGCACGGACUCGAUCCACAAAACAUCGAGUCCCGCGUGGACGGCACUCAUCGGUUCAUGUCGCACGUCGGUGCUGUCAUUGUAG
Peronospora belbahrii is the source of this 519-nucleotide messenger RNA. NCBI's taxonomy places the organism in Eukaryota, Oomycota, Peronosporomycetes, Peronosporales, Peronosporaceae. The record is from the annotation of a GenBank genome assembly.